Molecule: messenger RNA, 2244 nt
Organism: Leptonychotes weddellii (Weddell seal)
Lineage: Eukaryota; Metazoa; Chordata; Mammalia; Carnivora; Phocidae
Source: RefSeq, a predicted model, not a curated record
GUCUUCUGUGUCCUCAUGGAUUGCCGGUUGGUCUGCUCUGUCUCCAAAUACAGUGACAUUCUGAGGUACAGAUAUAGGACUUCAGCAGGAAUUCUGGGAGAACAUGAUGCAGCCCCAUGCAAAUUAGGGAAGUUGAAAUACUGCCUUGUGGUUCUGAAUCAGCCUCUGGACAAAUGUGUUCGUCAUCUUUGGAGCAAAGCUCUUUUAAGAGCCUGUGCUGAUGGAGGUGCCAACCGCUUAUAUGAUACCAUGGAAGGAGAGAGGGAAAGCUUUUUGCCUGAAUUCAUCAGUGGAGACUUUGAUUCUAUUAGGCCUGAAGUUAAAGAAUAUUAUGCCGUCAAGGGAUGUGAGAUUAUUUCAACGCCUGACCAAGACCAUACCGACUUUACCAAGUGUCUUGAACUGCUCCAAAAAAAGAUAGAAGAAAAAGACUUACAGGUGGAUGUAAUUGUGACCUUGGGAGGUCUUGGUGGGCGUUUUGACCAGAUUAUGGCAUCUGUGAGCACCCUGUUCCAAGCUACGUGCAUCACUCCUGUGCCAAUUAUAAUAAUCCAAGAGGAAUCUCUCAUCUACCUGCUUCAGCCAGGAAAGCACAAAAUGCAUGUAGAUACUGGAAUGGAAGGUGAUUGGUGUGGCCUUAUUCCUGUUGGACAGUCUUGCAAUCAUGUUACGACAACAGGCCUGAAGUGGAACCUCACAAACAACAUGCUUGGUUUUGGGACACUGGUCAGUACUUCCAAUACCUAUGAUGGAUCUGGUGUCGUGACCGUGGAAACGGACCAUCCACUCCUCUGGACCAUGGCCAUCAAAAACUGACCCAGCACCUGGCAUCCACAGCCAGGCCUCUGAUUUACCUCAUCUGCCGCCGACUUAUUGCUCAACAAGAACUUUGAUUUACAGAAAUUUACACCUCUCCAUGGGAAGCCCAGUAGUUUUAAAGAUGUUAAUGUUUAGAUAAUCCAGGUAACACAAAUGACAGAUCCCAAUUUUACAGUGAGGGAAAAAAAUGAUUAUUUGUGAAGAAAGUAAAUAAGCUCUAUUACAUUCACUUGGAAAACUUGUGGAUUAUUCCCCUAUAAAAUUCAGUACCGAUUAUUAUCAUUCCAUUUAUCCUAGAGAAUUGUUUUUGAUUUUGAAGCUGAGAAAGUUCUCGGUUGAGGGUCCUUGGUGUUUAACACAUCAGCCGCCUCCUGCCCAUCCUUAAAUCCUUACACCGAAGGCUACGUCUGAGUGUUAAUGCUAGAGUCCUCUGUAUAAUACGGGAAAAAAUUUCCUUUCAGAGUGGGAUGUCAGAAUGGCACCGUUUUGCCCUGGCCUUACCUGUCUUUGGUAUUAUCCUUUAAAAAUAAAUCAAGAAUCAUUGACCUAAUUAUUAAAUUUGAAAACAGGCAGCCAUAGGUGAAGAGAGAAACGGCAUGAAAGGUGAAUGACAGUUCAUAAAGCCCUACUGAUGCUUUCACCCCAAGCUCGGCUCUGAGCUGAGUGCACUAGGCUCCAGUGGAGUGACAGAUGAGAACUGCCCUCAUUGGAAUUACAACCAAGGCUGAAGAUGUUGUGCAGAGGAAACUCAUGCACGAAAACUGAAUUGCUUCUGACAUUACUCAGUCUGAAAAAGCAUUGGUUCACAGGCCCCAAAGUUAAUGCAGAGGACCAGGAAAUGAGUUUGACACCUAGUAGUAAGAAUCUGGGUCUGAAAGCCUGAGCUCCUGUCCUGGUCCAGCCAUUCACCCAAGUUCCCGGAACCUUGUCCUGAGCCAGAACCUGGGAGGGGCUGGCGGGGUGAUGCUGCAGCUUCCUCCCGCUCCCCCCCUGCCCAGGUUCUAGACCCUGACACCUGGCAGUUACCCAGCAGAGAAUGCACAGCAUUACCGGCUCAGCGGUUCAAACCACAUGGGGCACUGAAAUGCACUCUUGUUUCUUUUAUAAUGAGACCCUCAUCUCUCUUCUUACCCUUUUCUAUCCUAUUUACCAAAUGAAAUGGUGUCAUACAAACCAUGACGUGAGGAGAACCCACCCACUCGGUUUUAUGAACGCACAUCCCCAUUUUGCUCUCAAGGACCAGCAGCUCUUUCCUUCCUGGUGUUACAAUAAAGCAAGAGUUGGAUUUUAAGUGGAGCGUGAAAGGGGAAUCAGUUGCGCUGCAUGCAGUUGUGAAGGUUCACCAUGAGAGGUCAGUUGUGAUUAUUACGCAAAUAUAGGAGGUUGGAAUCCGAUGUCAAAUAAAAAUACUUAGUUACCAGUGUG